UAUAAAAUGUGCGAAUGUCAUUAGGAAUAUCAUAGAAUGUAUGGGUUCAGUAGACUUUUUUCUUGAAAAUCAAUAAUUUGAAUUAUAUUCAAACAGAAGAUAAAUAGUUGAAUACUAAGUUGCCUGACAACAGGUCACGUGACGAAGCUGAAGGUAAUUUGUUAUUCCUACGCAUAGAAAUAAAAUAGAAACUGAUAUUUUGAACAUGACGGGAAAAUGAUGCUGUACUCAUAAUUUACCUUUUUUAUUCAAGUUAUUCGGAAACAAAUACACAUAGUUUUUAUUUUUAACCACAAAGCCUUACCAUACUGAAAUAUCAUAAUGACCUAUUUGUUAUCGGUGGAAAUAUAAGUGUGUUGUUAGGCUCAACUAGACAUGCGAGUUGAAUUUAGAACACAACCUCUGGAUCUGUGUAGUCAUGAGGUUCAGGGUGUAUAUUAGAAAACAUCCGAUGCUGAAGACCUAGAAUCAACUGAACUACAGCCUCGCUUCCAUCAUGGUAAAAUUAACACUUGACCUCAUUGCCAGGGGCACCUCUGGCUAUACAAAAAAGAAGCGUGAUGAAUCCAUGCAACAGUACCUUCGACGACUGACUCAUUUGUAUUUAGAGGACAGAAGCAUUGAUGAUGUGGGAGAGGAUAUCAGUAUGUGCCGUAAUUUGACAGUAUUAUAUUUGUAUGACAAUCAAUUAAACAAGAUACCAUCUCUACAUCACAACAUGAACCUGACAAUGUUGUACCUCCAGAACAACGACAUAUGUAGAGUAGAAAACCUUUCACCCCUGACACGGCUACAGAAAUUGUAUUUGGGAGGUAACUGUAUAACCGUUCUAGAAGGUCUAGAUAAGAUGGAUAAGCUUCAAGAACUUCAUGUUGAAAACCAAAGGCUACCUCCAGGAGAAAAGCUGUUGUUUGACCCAAGGUCUUUGAAAGGAAUAGCUAUGUCCCUUCAGGUGCUCAACGUGUCCGGUAAUGGACUUGACAGUGUCCGCGAUAUGAUUGGUCUGAGGAAUAUCUCACAGUUCAUGGCCAAUGACAAUGAGUUAAGUGACAUGAAGGACUUGGCACACAACUUUGGUAACUGGCCUUGUCUUUGGAGGCUGGAACUGAUGGGAAACCCUGUAUGUCACAAGGCCAAGUAUCGUGACAGGAUCAUUGUCAUGGCAAAAACUCUUGAGGUGUUAGAUGGAAAAGAAAUAACAGAAACAUCCAGACAGUUCCUUAGAAAAUGGCAUGCAAAUAAAGAAACACAGAAAAAGAAGCGAGAUGAAAUAUAUCAGAGAAGUGCUUACGCAGACUUAGGAGACAGUGUUGACACCAUUGAUGUAUCUACAGGCCUCCACAGAUCAGCUGAGUUGCCCCCUGUAAAGGACCCCGCCCGCCCAGUGAAGAGUAGUCAGAUACCAGGCUACAUGAUGCCAGACAUUAGCCAUUUUACUGAUUUCACUGAGGUUCAGAAGCCCGUAGAUCUGCUAAGAAGCAUAGAAGUGGACUUCCCCGGAAACAAUUUGACGAGUUAUUGGCCCGGACAGCCACAAUGGACCCAGCCUCCAGGGAGAAACAGCCAACUCCAGUGAAAGCUAAGAGUGGGGUGCUCAGAUCAAAACAUGCCGAUGAAUUUGCAACACUACCACCUUCUGCCACAGUGGCAUCUGCACCACUGCGGCGACGCCCGCUUAUGAGCAUGACCUUUGAACUGUCUGGAAACCUUGACAGCACCCAACACAUACACCCGGGGAUGAUCAUACACUGAGUGUGCUGAGUGAUCAUACACAAACAUACAUUAAUAUAGAGGUCACUCAGGCUAACACUGGACAAGAGAGAGGAUAUAUGACAGUGUUCAGUUUCAUACGCAGUGUUCAAUGCUAGAAAUUAACUGUUGGAUGUGUUUUUUCAGCAAUCAUAUGACACAAAGCUUAAGGGUGCUUAAUCUGCUAAGUUAGAGUCUGCAUUGUCACAGAGUACUGGGUAGACAGAACUCCCCAGUGGACUUGAGGAUCUGUAUGACACAGUACUGGGUAGACAGUACUCCCCAGUGGACUUGAGGAUCUGUAUGACACAGUACUGGGUAGUCAGUACUCACCCGUAGACUUGAGGAUCUGUAUGACACAGUACUGGGUAGACAGUACUCCCCAGUGGACUUGAGGAUCUGUAUGACACAGUACUGGGUAGACAGUACUCCCCAGUGGACUUGAGGAUCUGUAUGACACAGUACUGGGUAGUCAGUACUCGCCCGUAGACUUGAGGAUCUGUAUGACACAGUACUGGGAUGACAGUACUGACCCGUAGACUUGAGGAUCAGUAUGACACAGUACUGGGUAGACAGUGUACUCCCCAGUGGACUUGAGGAUCUGUAUGACACAGUACUGGGAUGACAGAACUCACCAGUGGACUUGAGGAUCUGUAUGACACAGUACUGGGUAGACAGUACUCACCAGUGGACUUGAGGAUCUGUAUGGCACAGUACUGGGUAGACAGUACUCCCCUGUGGACUUGAGGAUCUGUAUGACACAGUACUGGGUAGACAGUACUCCCCUGUGGACUUGAGGAUCUGUAUGACACAGUACUUGGUAGACAGUACUAUCCAGUGGACUUGAGGAUCUGUAUGGGUAUACAGUACUCACCAGUGGACUUGAGGAUCUGUAUGACACAGUACUGGGUAGUCAGUACUCCCCAGUGGACUUGAGGAUCUGUAUGACACAGUACUGGGAUGACAGAACUCACCUGUGGCCUUGAGGAUCUGUAUAGUAAUAUAAACCACAUGACGAGACUGGUCACAUGACGAGACUAGUGGUUUAUACUGCCAUUACUGGUAUCACUUGUGGUUCAUUGGGAGAUAUUUCGAUGGUGGAUUUUCACCAAAACAUUAAACAGCAGACAGUCUAUAUGACCAUAUACUUGGAAUUAGUCACUGGUUUUUCUGUAGUGGAACCUGUAUUUAGCAGAUAUCAAACACUGACUUCACUGUAACAAGGGCUAAAUGCAUAUUUUGUUAUGGUUUGAGUUAAGAAGAGAACUGCAAAUUAUGUUUACUGAAUUAUUUUUCAGUGCAAUGUUGUAAGUUAUUAAUGAAAAAAGGCAUCUAAAUGUUAUAUGGAAUGUCUCACAUAUACAGUAUGUUAUAUGGAAUGUCUCAAUGUUAGUGCAUUUAAUUGUUCUCUCAUUUAGCAAAGGCUGACCCAGUGCAACCUUAUCAGUAUUACAAUGUUAAUGUGGAUAUUUAUGAACACUUUCCAAUCUAAAAAGUCAUUAUGAUUUCUAGAAUUAUAUCUGUUGAAUGAACUUUUUUUUCUAUUAAUAAAAUUAUUCUCAAUCUUUCGAAUUGUUAACAGCACAGAUGAGUAUUUUUCCUGUGCAGAGAAAGGUUUUCUGUAGUUUCUGUGUUGAGAUUAGUUUAAUAUUUUGGAUUAUCACUCCGUCCUGUAUUAUGAGGUGCUAUACCAUCAUACCGUCCACUUCCUGUUAAUGAUAGAAUCAUUGUUACUUCGUAUAUAUAUAUAUUGCUCGUUAAGUCUGUGAUAUCAAUUAAAUUAUUCUUUUCUGUAUUGAUAGUGUGAUUUUUUUCAAUUAACAAUAAUUAAUUAACAAGUUAAUGUUUUAAUGGAAUCAUCUGAAUUAGCCAGUGCAGUAUAUACUCUAGGCCUAUGUUGCUACCCCUUAUCAUCUGUAUGUGUAAUGAUUCAUGUUUAACUAGCAAAAACGAAAUAUUUCCUGAUCAUUCUUUUUUCAUGUUAAAUUCAGAGUCUGAUCUGAAAAUAUUUGUAAGUAAUUAUUUAGAAUAUCCAUAUUUUUUACAAUAUUUGAUGUAAAACAAAUUCAUGUGUCUCUUGGAAAGGGAAGUGUAAAUGUGUGAUGGUGUUGAUGUAUGAUGAGGGUGACUGUAUGAUGGGGUGACUGUAUGAUUAGGGCGGCUGUAUGAUGAGUGUGGCUACUAUGAUGGGGUGACUGUAUGAUUAGGGUGACCUUAUGAUUAGGGCGGCUGUAUGAUUAGGGCGACUGUAUGAUUAGAGUGACUGUAUGAUUAGGGCGGCUGUAUGAUGGGGUGACUAUGAUUAGGGUGACUGUAUGAUUAGGGCGGCUGUAUGAUUAGGGCGACUGUAUGAUUAGGGCGGCUGUAUGAUGGGGUGGCUGUAUGAUGAGUAUGGAUGUAUGAUUAGGGUGACUGUAUGAUGAGCGUUGAUGUAUGAUUAGGAUGACUGUAUGAAGAGUUUGGAUGUAUGAUGGGGUGGCUGUAUGAUGAGUAUGGAUGUAUGUUUGGGUGGCUGUAUGAUUAGGGCGGCUGUAUGAAGAGUUUGGAUGUAUGAUUGGGUGGCUGUAUGAAGUGUUUGGAUGUAUGUUUGGGUGGCUGUAUGAUUAGGGCGGCUGUAUGAAGUGUUUGGAUGUAUGAUUGGGUGGCUGUAUGAAGUGUUUGGAUGUAUGAUUGGGUGGCUGUAAGAAUGUCAGUAAUUUGCAUGAAAAUGAAUGAGUCUGAAAAUAACUUUUUAUGAGUGAAUCUUCAAAAGAUGAUUUAUUUCUACAGACAUUGCCCAAGAACAGAUCUUUUGCAUGAAGUAACUAUUUGAAUUAAUCACAUACAUGUAGUUGUAUUUCAAAUACGAAAAUAGGAAGUUUCACUCUUUGUGCAUAUAAAAUCCUCCUACCUUUGUGUAACUGAAGCUAUCCUACAAGGUACAGUUGUAUGUAAUAUGUAUUAGAUACUGUUUAAGUGGAGGGGAAGCAUCUGUUACGUGUGUGUGUGGGGGGGGGGGGGGAGGAACUGGUUAUGUAUGGGAAUAGACAAUAAGCUAGUCAUAUUUAAUGUUUGUGUGUGAUUUAUGUCUGUAAAGGAAACAUUAACAGCCAUGCCUGUUUUUUUGUAGCUGGGGUAAUUGUGUUUGUGUUACUUGAAACUAUUCAUCAGAAACUUUUUAUUAAGUUUCUUAAUAAUCUUUUCAUUUUGUCUUUCAUAGUUUUUAUUCAUUUUUCACUUUAUGUCUGUUAAAUCAUUUAAAGGGCAUUUGACCACAGAAUCACUGAUCAGUCUUCAUGUUUAGGAAUGUAUUGAUAGAAUUGUCCUUAUUGUAGCUGAUAAGUGCUUAUGUAUCCAGAUCUGGGUAAAUUUACAGCAAGGUGUUAAUGGCUGUGAUUUAGAUUUAUAUCUGUUAGGUAGUCAUCAGUAUUUUACUUAUCAGUGUUGCUGUGAAGUAUAUUUUCUAUAUUGAUUAAACAAUGAGUAUUAAUUUUCGCUAUGUCAGCCCUGUAGUACAGGGCCCAUACACUACCGUUAGGGUACCGGGUACUACACACAGGUUAACUGGUGGUGGAGGGCUCCAUAAUGUUAGUUUAUAUAAAUAUUUGUCAUGGAGGAAGUUAAGAAUAUGGGCAGGACUAAUUUAAGUAAAUUUGGGGGAAGUUCACUUCAGAUGGACUAUAUGUUAAGGGGUUAUUUGAGAACAUGGUAAUUAGUUUCUGUUAAAAAUAUGGUAGUUUGACAGGACAUGAGAUUGGGAGGUUGGGGAUAAGAGAGUACAUCAAACAAGAUGGACAUCACCAUCAUUGUCAGCUUCCACAACAUUUUAAAUCUGCAUCAUUAAAGUAUGAUUGGCGACAAAAUAACAUGUGUAAUAUAACUCCUUGGUACGACUUUGAAGAUUUUUUUUAACCAUUCCAUGCUAAUUUUUAUCAUUUAUUUUAUUGAUUCUGUCACUGUGACUUUGAUUUGACACUGUCAAUAACUUCCUAAUGUGUUCAGUAUAUAAUCCCUGUGUGCUAUGUAUAUUUUUACCUAGAUAUGUUAUUUUGUGUCACUACCCACUUGACCAGGUGAUAAACACAUUUGGUUUUUAAACUUAAUAUAUAUUUUUAUUUGCUUUUGUUUGACAUGAGCUGAUAGGAAGUAAUGCUAUUGUUUUAUAUGCUUUGUUGUCUUUGGGAGGGUAAUUUUGGACAUAGGUACACAGACAUGAUACUUGCCCCAUCAUGUCUGUGUACCUAUCAGUUUUACAGGUGUAUAGGGACCAGGGGUUUUACCUAACAGUGAUAUAUAUUUUGAAUGAAAAAUUGGUCAGAGAUGUACAACAUGUUUUAUAAUUACUUUUUUUAUUUUUCAUUCUUGUAGGCUUUAUAUAUUCAAUGUUGAUCUAUUGUGUUUACACUUAAACUGACCAUUGUCCAGUUAGGGUAGUGGGUGUCACACUGUUGUUUUUAAAUACCCUAUGUGAUAAUUUGGGGAAAGGUAGGCAUGCACAGGAAUAGAAAUUGCUGUACCACCAUCAAAUCAAAUUUCAAAGAUAUGACCACUUUUUUAUUUUUCACAUAAAAUUUAGAAGAAAUUUUAGCAAGAUCGAAGAAACACGUGAUUUCAUUAUGUUACACGUGACAUUUUGUGUACAUUUACAUGUGUCGUCGGAGUACUUUGUGUAGGGAGACACUACUAGUAUAAGUGUGCACACACAUUGGGAGACACUGCACAUAUGUAGAGGCCAACCCUUAUGUGAGUAGAUUUUUAUGUAUGGGGGACACUACAUGUGUGUAAUUGUAUACAUAUGUUAGACAAAUAUUAUGUAUGUGUGCAAAGUGUAGCAUGUUACUUGUGUGUAGGUGUGCAUAUGUGUGGAGGACACUAUAAAAUACACACAUGGAAAGAAAACUGUCUAAUUGAACAUGUGCAUAGGAAAUUUUGCAUGUAUGUUUAAGCACAUGUGUAGGGAUGUAGUGUAUCGCAAACAAUUGCUCAAUUUAUGUUACUGGGUGGAUGGAAACAAUUUUUGUCUCUGUUAUCAAUGCAAACAUAGAAAUAAUAAAGAAAACAUGGAAAGUUUA
Messenger RNA from Pecten maximus, 6800 nucleotides. RefSeq names its product protein phosphatase 1 regulatory subunit 42-like. Gene Ontology annotation, molecular function: protein binding. The transcript has 11 exons. NCBI's taxonomy places the organism in Eukaryota, Metazoa, Mollusca, Bivalvia, Pectinida, Pectinidae. The record is from RefSeq and is a predicted model, not a curated record. Bases 497 to 1576 code for a protein of 359 amino acids.